Messenger RNA from Glarea lozoyensis ATCC 20868, 1692 nucleotides. RefSeq lists its product as uncharacterized. The record is from RefSeq and is a predicted model, not a curated record. Bases 1 to 1692 code for a protein of 563 amino acids. The transcript has a single exon. NCBI's taxonomy places the organism in Eukaryota, Fungi, Ascomycota, Leotiomycetes, Helotiales, Helotiaceae.
AUGCGUCUCCUCCACACGAGGUCACUCAAACUAGUCGAUUUCUUCUCGCACGAUCUGCCACCGUAUGCUAUACUAUCGCAUACAUGGGGCCCGGCGAACGAUGAAGUGCUAUUUGAAGACAUUCAAGCGGGAAGAGAAAAGGUGGAACAAAAGGCAUCAUUCAUUAAGCUCCAUUAUACGGUUAAUCAGGCAAUUGCAGAUGGGCUGGAAUACUGCUGGAUUGACACCUGUUGCAUCGACAAGAAAAGCAGUGCUGAGUUACAAGAGGCUAUCAACUCGAUGUUCAUGUGGUAUGCCAAAGCAACCAUUUGCUAUGUCUUUUUGAGCGACGUUAGUCACAGCAGCUCUGUCAAAGAUGAAGAAGCUCAGUUUCGCAGGUCUCGCUGGCAUUCUCGGGGCUGGACUCUGCAAGAGCUUAUCGCCCCUCGAAAGAUAGACUUCUAUGGCCAUGGAUGGACUUUCAUUGGAACUAAAAGUACUCUAUGUGCAACACUAUCUGAUAUCACUCGAAUCUCACGCGAUAUUUUGAAUGGCAACGCUUCCAUCGAAACUGCCUGCGUGGCUCAACGCAUGUCAUGGGCUUCUCGACGGGAGACAUCGCGACCCGAAGAUCUGGCAUACUGUCUGAUGGGUAUAUUCUCUGUAAAUAUGACAAUGCUGUACGGAGAAGGCGAGAAGGCCUUCGUUCGGUUACAGGAAGAAAUCUGCAAGGAGUCAGACGACCACUCCAUCUUUGCCUGGCAGGACACAGAUGCUGUAGACAGAGGCGAUCUUGGUCAUGGUGUACUUGCUCAACACCCACGUUGUUUUCGAGAUUCAUGGGCAAUUUCUGUUGAGGAUAAAAGACACAAAAGCAAUGGUCCUCCUAUUUUUUACAUAUCCAGGUCGCCAAUUGCAAUGGUGAAUCAAGGACUGCAGAUGAAUUCCUACCUUCUAACUUUAAAAUCAUUAGGGGCCGACAUUUGCAUCCUAAUCCUGAGGUGCUGGAUCAAACUGCCUCUUCACGCAGACAAGGGAUACAUUGGCAUACUUGUCCGACCCAAAUAUCUGCAUAGCCCAGGUACAAUGCACGUACGACUCAGAUCAGAUAUUCUUGUUCUUUGCAAGCACAGGCCGCACCUGACGAAAGAAAUCACGCUUUCAAAGGCAGGCUCCUAUAUUCUUGAUAGUGACAAGUCUUGGACGGACCCUGAAGACCUUCAAGUUUGUCACUACACGCUUGGUCGAGUCAAGUGUGACCAAGCCAGCUCGAGGCCAGAUUUGAGACUUUCACCAGUCUAUAUCUCACAGGGUAGUCUUGAGUCGUGGGCGGUGAUAGCCUGGACCGCACUCCAUCGCCUUAGUGAAAGGAUGGAGGCAAGGGAAAGGAAACGUUUGGGAAGUAUCACUUUCCAUGGAGAUAAUGAAAAUGACUUUACCAUUAAACUGGCACUUUAUCGGGGCGUCCGGGAUAAUCAGUUCUUUCCGGACAAGACCACAGUCUACAGAGGCGAAGUAUGUUGGGAUAAUCGGUUUGAGACGGAAUCGUGGGUACCUGCAGUGAGAAGUAUAAAUUGUGGAGAUGAACAAAGAGUCCACAUUUAUGUCGAUGAAAUUAGUAAUAUCAAGGAGCCGGACUUAUUCACCGGGCUUCUUGAUUUUACUUUCCUUAUUCGUAUCAAACCACGGACGAGCCAAAGACCGACAAGAUAA